UGAGAGGGAAAAUGUGUUUUCUCUAUGUAUAAUUGACGAUAAUUGUGGCUAGAUUCUAGGUGUGUUUCAACGACUCCUGUUUAGUGUGCCUUUCAUAGCUGGCACCUGGAAUUAGCAUUAAAUUGGACAGUUUUUAUUUGAGCGCCGCUGUUGAAUUAGAUGAUGGUCAGGCUGUGGUGGAUUUCUGCAUGGGGUCUGUCAAAGAGAUCAUCGUCUGUUGCUGCAGGCCAUCACACUGAAUCUCAGGCAGUGGCUGAUGUGAGAUAUGAGCUCUAAGCAUUACUCUGACUGGAUCCCUUACAGCGUUCUUGACGAUGAGGGCAGUAAUCUUCGGCAGCAGAAGCUUGACAGACAGCGUGCCCUGCUAGAGCAAAAGCAGAAGAAGAAGCGGCAGGAGUCCCUGAUGGUCCAGUCAAACGUGGAUAGCCGCUCACGAACACGCAGAAUGAAGCAGUCCGAGGAGCAAGCCCCUCUCGUCGAAUCUUAUCUCAGCAGCAACAGCAGCACCAUCUAUCAUGUACAGGAGGCUGAACAGGAGGAUGUAAAGGUGGUAACUGAUGUGCAGGCCCCAAAGUCAACUAAAAAAUCAAAGGCAGCCACCACGACCUCCCAAACUAGCAGCACCAAAAAGGAGAAAAAGGGCAAACACAAAGGACUCGAUGGCCCAGCUGCCUUUCAAGAUGUGGUCCAGGGCUUGGGAAGUCCGAUCCAGAUUCUCACAGUAGGACAGUCCAGCACAGACGAUGGGGAUGGAGACAUGGCGGCUAGUGGCCAACAGCAGGGCAAGCAUGACCUUCAAGUCACAAUGCAGAAAAAAGGGAUUUCCAGCAGUAUGAACUUUGAUGAGGAAGAAGAUGAUGAGGAGGAUGAAGUUAGCUCCAGCUCCUCCCAGCUAAACAGCAACACCAGGCCAGGAUCUGCAGCCAGCAAAAAGUCAAACAAGGAAGCGGCCUCUGCGUCGACGCCUCCUGCGAGCGAGCCAGGGGUGGAGGUGGAAGUAGAUGACCUGGAAGAGUUUGCUGUGAGGCCGGCUACCCAGGGAGUUACCAUCAAGUGCAGAAUCACCAGAGACAAGAAGGGGAUGGACCGUGGGAUGUACCCUACUUACUACCUCCAUCUAGAAAGGGAGGAUGGUAAGAAGGUGUUCCUAUUGGCUGGAAGGAAAAGGAAGAAGAGCAAAACCUCUAAUUACCUCAUCUCCAUAGACCCCACUGAUCUGUCUCGUGGUGGAGAGAGCUUCAUCGGGAAGCUGAGAUCAAACUUAAUGGGGACCAAGUUUACUGUGUAUGACAAUGGGGUGAACCCCCUGAAGACCACCUCUAGCUUGGAGACAAGCGAGCUGCGUCAGGAAUUAGCAGCUAUCUGCUAUGAAACAAACGUAUUAGGUUUCAAAGGGCCCCGUAAAAUGAGUGUCAUUAUACCUGGAAUGAAUAUGGACCAUGAAAGAGUUUCAAUCAGACCACGAAAUGAGCAUGAGUCAUUGCUGGCAAGAUGGCAGAACAAAAGCACAGAGAGCAUCAUUGAGCUGCACAAUAAAACCCCGGUGUGGAACGAUGACACCCAGUCCUAUGUCCUGAAUUUCCACGGCAGAGUCACGCAGGCGUCAGUCAAGAAUUUCCAGAUCAUCCACGACAACGAUCCUGAUUACAUAGUGAUGCAGUUUGGUCGGGUGGCUGAAGAUGUUUUCACAAUGGACUACAAUUACCCCAUGUGUGCGAUUCAGGCCUUUGCUAUCGCCCUCUCUAGCUUUGAUAGCAAGCUGGCCUGCGAGUAAAGAGUAAGAACAUCCCACCCCAUCCCCAUUCCCACAGAACAAACCACGCUUUCAAUGGAGGCAGCCCAUAUUUCACACACUGCCUGAGAUUCAUUACCCUUCCCUGUGACAAAAUGUGGUUCAGACGGAUGUCUAUUACAUUAUCAAAGAAACCCGUGGAUGGACGAGGUAAAACACAAACAGCAAUUCACUGAUUCUGCAGAAUUAUUAUCUUGCUCUUCAUUACUGUGCCUCGAUCACAAACGUCCUGUUGAUUUGUUGCCUAAAGAAGACCAGUAGAUUAUGAACCUGAUUGUUUUCCAGUAGAGCGCUAAAGAAAAACAAUCAGUCAGAUAAGCAUGUAUGUGAGUUCUGAUACAGUAAUAUGUACUGUAUUUAAUACAGUAUGUUGACUGUUGUGAAUAUAGGAUACUGUUUUGCAGGUUUAGCAGUAUACAUGUAGUAUAUGACUCACAAUUCAUGAGAAAACUGGUGAUGCUUGAGAUUUCUGUUUAAGUGAUCUCUCAAAAGCAUAGACAGCAUUCACUCACAAUUAAUUUUUGAAAAAUGGUUAGAACCUGUCAGUAUAUUUGUCAGUUUUUUUUUUGUUUUGGGUUUUUUUUUCAGUGCAGGAAACGACACAUAGAGCAAGGUGAGAUUUACUGUAAUGACAGAACUGGAUCAAAAAAAAAAACAAACAUUGACAAAUUGUAAGGAUUUGCAAUGGUAAUUGAUUUUAACGUUAUUAUUACGGUAUGAUAAAUAUCCUUGAAAACAACUCUACUCUUGUUUUUUUUUUUUUAAUGAAAAAUGAUAAGCCAACAUGGAAUAGUUUGUAUAUACAUUAUUUGGUGUUCCUAGUAGAAGCACUUGGAGUGCAGUGUGAGUCAUGUGAUCUGGCUUGGGGACCACAGGGGUUUAGGAGGAAGAUUAUGGGGGGAUUGCUCACCUCAUUGAGAUUCAGCCAUUGGCUAGGCACCCAACAAGUGCAGACAAGGACUUACGGUAACAAUGAAGCAAUGAAAAGAAAAAUUACAGGUACGUUACUAACACCUGGGGAAGUGUAACGCUAUAUUUUUUGGAACCCUGCUACUUACUCUUAAAAGUCUAGUUGGCACCAAACCAAAAACAGUUAUCUUAAAUCCAGUAAAUGCAACCUUUGGCAUACUGAAUACUGACAAUGUAAAUUUUAUGUAAUUUUAAUGUUAUGUUAAUAGAUUUCUUUUUAAAGCUAUAGGAUACUGUGUAUUGUACAGUAAAUAUUCAGUUGCCACAUUGCUGGUUUCAACACAGCAAGUUAAGCUUCUAGUGACUGUGUUGCCUAUCUUUUAGCAUUGCACACUGGAAGCUGUUUCUAAUACACAAAACUAUCUGAAGUGCAUGUCAGUUUAAAUAUGAAUUUGUCUGCAGCCUCGUAUGGGACGCUUCUUGUUCAAGUUAAUGAUUUCUUUCCUUUUUGAGAAUUAACAUUUCUAAUCUGUUAGCCUUAACCCAGACUAAUACAUAUAAAGGAAUUAUAAAUGGAUGAAUUAUGCAUAUUACACAUAAUACUUUCUCCAGCUACAUGUGUAAGUGAUAAAAAAACACACUCAUUGCGGCAUAACCAAAUAAAAAAAAACAAAUGUGUGUUGACGUACAGUACAUCUGGAAUCAUAUGUACUGUAUAUCUUUGAAUAACAUCAAUUGUUUUAUUUUUGUAAAAUUAUCCUCGUGAAUAUUUAAAAUACAUUUUGGACCUGAUUUUUAAAUGUUGGUAAAGUUGUUUAGUAAUAAGGAACACAAAUGUUAAUGUUAGAAUUUGAAUAGGAGGAUCGAAGGGAAGGUUUUCACCCAUCUUUUAAAUGUUUAUUUUAUUUGAAAUCCCCUAUUGUGUACAGUCAAAUAUUUUAGAGAAGGAUUUAGAGAGAAAGCCAUAGCUUGCUCUUCUUUUUCGGUUUACAUUUUGAUUGAAAAUAUACAUUUCACUGUGUAAAGCACGGUAGCUGUGAUUUUAAGAUGUAUGUAAUAUAGAUGUAAAUAGUGUGCCUUUGGGAAUACAGAAAGUUAAUGCAGUGUUAUAUUUGAAGUGAUUUCAUAAUUGUUUUUUUAUUAUUAUUAUUACUGUAUUAAUGCUAGGCUGAAAUUAAAAGGUUUGAUGCAGUUUUAGCUUCCCACAGAUCAUGUUCCAGCAAUCCUAAAAAAAAGCUUGAAUGGACAUUCUUUUAUAAUACCAUUACACUCAUUUUUCAUAAAGAACAAAAAAAAAAAAUCAAUUACAUGAGAAUGCACUGUUUUUUUUACUAUAUUUGCACUCAUUAGUUCUUGAUGUACACAGUCUAUAACACCAGUAAGACAAUAUUCUAAACAAAAACAGUUUAGAGCAAACUUUAAAGUAAGUCUAUGCACCUAGUAUUAAAGUUAUUUUAUCAUUUAUAUUGAAUUUUAAAGGAUAAACUCUUUUUUGAUUACCAAUCGGACAAAAAUUGUUUUUCAAAAUCAGAGCACACUAAGGUCUUACAAGCUUACACUGUCCACUACAAGGUUGGUUUCUUGGUUCACUGAGUCUUGCACACAUUGAAAUUGCAUAUUGGAUUCAGUCUAUGGCGUGUCUAAUGAAAGCACUUCAGUUGUUUGUGUGAUGAGGUUAUAAACUCUGUAGCUACAUGUGCAGGGGAGCCUCUUUUCACAGUGGUUAAGACACUUGCUUGUGGUGUCCAGUAUGCGAUCGCCAAUUCACAUGUCAGUUUGUUUUGCAAACUUCCUUUUUUGUUUGUUUUUUUUAAUGCAUGUUUUCAAUGAAGGAUUUCAGGGUUGGUCUCGUAUUACAGGAGGUGCUGAUGUUUUUUUUCUGAAGCCAAGCCUUGUGAACCCUCUGCACACCACAAGCCUUACUUCAGCAAUUCACAAUCUCACAACUCUCAUGCAGUUGCCUACGAAUGAAGGAUUUACAAACAUCAAAACAAACAACAUUCACAUCAAAAGGUUCAAUUCCUACAUUGAAUAUUAAGAACAAAUGUUGGUCCUACCUUUCUCUUCUGAAAUGCCUUGAGCAAGUUCACCAAGUCUUGCACCAAAAAAAAUGUCCUGUCCUGUGGUCAAACCUAUUUUGUGUUUUUUUUUUUUUUUUUUUUUUUUUGUAUUUGGACAUCUAGAUGAUACUGCAAAACUGUGCUUUUCAUAGAAGUAACUUUUUAAACUUUACCAAGGAAACACAUGGAAAAAAAUAACUGUGUUUCAUUAUGUAUGUGCAAGAGUUUAGUAUUUUAUUGUAAUUCAUGUAAAA
This is a messenger RNA of Polyodon spathula (Mississippi paddlefish), 5015 nucleotides long. Its product is annotated as tubby protein-like. The coding region runs from base 266 to 1774 and encodes 502 amino acids. Gene Ontology annotation, biological process: protein localization to cilium. The transcript is spliced from 12 exons. Gene Ontology annotation, cellular component: cilium. NCBI's taxonomy places the organism in Eukaryota, Metazoa, Chordata, Actinopteri, Acipenseriformes, Polyodontidae. The record is from RefSeq and is a predicted model, not a curated record.